Molecule: messenger RNA, 1551 nt
Organism: Pieris macdunnoughi
Lineage: Eukaryota; Metazoa; Arthropoda; Insecta; Lepidoptera; Pieridae
Source: the annotation of a GenBank genome assembly
AUGUGUUUUAAAAAUGUUUUCUUAGUUACUCAAUUACUAUGUAUUUCUCAAUGUGUUGAAAUAUUUGGACCAAAAUACAGACCGAGUAAAGGCGCAGUAUGGCCAAAACCAAAGAAGGAAACCCGAGGUGAACAGUUUUAUAACCUUCAUUCCUCAUUUCAUUUUAAGGUAACAGAUAAAACCUGCUCAAUAUUGUUAAAAGCAAUCAACCGAUAUUCAGAUAUUGUAAAAAAUCCAGAGAUGAAAAAAGCUUCGAGCACUGAGGUAGACAACCAAGAAAACUUUUUAGGCUUCUUGACGCAGUUGGAAGUAAUUUUGACACAGCCAUGUGAAGAACACCCAUCAUACGGCAUGGAUGAAAGUUAUACUUUAAAAAUAAUGUCAACGCCUCAAUUGAAGAGUGCGUCUAUUUGGGGAAUACUACGAGGCUUAGAAACAUUUUCACAGCUGCUCUACUACUCUAGUGAUUAUACUCAAAUACAUAUAAACAAGAAUAUCAUCGAGGAUUCACCCAGUUACAUUCACCGCGGGUUGUUGCUGGACACGGCUCGCCACUACAUCUCCGUCAACAGGAUUCUGGAGACUCUAGAUGCUAUGUCUUAUAAUAAGAUGAAUGUCUUUCAUUGGCAUAUGGUUGACGAUCAGAGUUUCCCCUAUCAGAGUGAGCGCUUCCCGGAAUUAAGUGAAAAAGGAGCUUAUGCUCCGUGGAUGGUAUACACCAAAGCAGACAUUCAGAAAAUAAUUGAACAUGCCCGCGAUCGCGGUAUACGAGUUAUACCAGAGUUCGACGUCCCAGGGCACAGCCGUGCCUGGGGUAACGCAUUCCCGGGUAUUCUCACUAAAUGCGGUAACAGCCUCGGACCAAUGGAUCCAAGCAGUGAUACCGUAUAUAAUAUAGUACAAGAGCUUUAUAGGGAACUAAAGACGAUAUUUCCCGAUGAUCAUUUUCAUCUUGGCGGCGAUGAAGUUGACACUGAUUGUUGGUCUAAAAAUCCUUCUCUCAUGGAAUACAUAAAGGAAAGAGGUACAGAAGUAAACAAAAUACAAAAUCUGUUUAUGGAGACAAUGAUGCCCUUAUUGAACGACUCGAAACUCAUUGUGUGGGAGGAAACAUUUACCAGCGGGGCGAAGUUACCUAAAGAUACUAUCGUCCACGUUUGGAAAUACAAGGAAGAGGAACGUAUGAAAGAAGUACUUUCAGCUGGACAUAAAGUGAUAUACUCAUCACAAUAUUACCUCGAUUUUUUACAAUGCAACUGGGAGUUCUUCUAUAAGUACGAUCCAAGAGAAAUGAUGACAUUUAGUGGCGACUUAAAUCUUGACGACAUUAUUGGUGGCGAAGCAUGUAUGUGGUCGGAGAAGGUUAACGAUGCUAAUGUCAUAAGCAGAGUGUGGCCUCGAGCAAGCGCCUUUGCUGAGCGCUUUUGGAGCGGUGGUCCGGCUACAGACUCUCCUCCUAUAGACGUAUACAGACGAAUUGAAGAGCACACGUGCCGAAUGAUACAACGCGGAAUUCCAGCUGAACCUCCGAGUGGAGCAGGAUUGUGUUAA